Messenger RNA from Perca flavescens (yellow perch), 895 nucleotides. RefSeq names its product C-type lectin domain family 17, member A-like. Lineage: Eukaryota; Metazoa; Chordata; Actinopteri; Perciformes; Percidae. The coding region runs from base 1 to 891 and encodes 296 amino acids. The transcript has 7 exons. The record is from RefSeq and is a predicted model, not a curated record.
AUGGCGGAGGGGGAGGUUAACUACGCUUCAGUUGUAUUCAAAAGUAAUAAUCAUCCUCCACCCCAUGCUAGAAAGGAGGAGGAAACUGUGUACGAUGAAGUGAAGGGGCAGAGUAAAAAAACUGAAGAAACUGCUGACACAAACGGAUCCUUGCUAGAAAAUAAAGCAAACAACAAAUGUCUCCGGUAUCAGCGGCUGGCCUGUUGUUUGGGGAUCCUUUGUGUCAUUCUGCUGUUGGGCAUCAUAGCAGUCAUCGUCCUCUACCACCAAAGCAAGAUCACAAACCUGACUGUAGAGGUCCAGAACCUGACAACACGAAACCUGCAGCUGAACUCACAAAACCAGCAGCUGGAGACACAGAGGAACAACUUAACAGAACAAAUAAAAAACAUGAGAACGAACUGGAAUGAGCAAAACGUCAGCCGAGCUCAGUGGAGCAUUGAUGCCUACUGCCCCAAACCAAAUGACGUGAGACAGUGUAACGCUUGUCCGAAUGGCUGGUUACCCAUCGGGUCCAAGGCAACCAACUGUUAUGCGUAUAAUAACGCUGAUCCUCCUAAUCAGAAAACCUGGGAAGAAGCUCUAGAAGACUGCAGAGGAAAGGGUUCAGAUCUGGUUGUUGUACAUAGUCAAGAGGAAAAGAAUGCACUGAAUGAAUACAGCGUGGGUAGUUCAGGAACUAAUGGAUACUGGUUUGGCCUGAAAGCUGAAGGUGGGAGAUGGAAGUGGAUUGAUGGAAGUGAUCUGACUGUAAGCGACUGGACACCACAACUACCUCCUCCUGCUGCUGAUGGUCAGUGUGUAAUGUCUGUCCAGACCAAUAAAUGGAUAUCAGUGAGCUGUACUGAGAAAAAACAAUGGAUCUGCAUAAGGAAGGCUUUAUCUGUUUAAACAC